AUGUCAGGAAAAUUCACGUUUCCGACAAAAGCCGAAAACAAGUUCAUAGUCGCAGAUCUGGUCAACAUAACCUGGACUGUCGAUGCUCCUGUGAUCUCGCUCUACGAGAGCUGUGGCAAGAGGAACCGCAUAUUACAAGAGGAAGCAACCAACAACAAGAGUUACGUGUGGACGGCGACCCGCAAGGGCUACGUGGAGAGUGGCUGUAAAUUCAAACUGCAGCCAUUCACUGCUGAGCUCGAGUCGUAUGGCAAUAACAUCACAAGCGCUCUCUUUGGGGUAUCGAAGAGAUAUACCAGUGAUCCAUCGCCCGUCUCGUACAAUUUCGCCAACACGACAGAAACAGAAACAGAAACAGAAACAGAAAGCUCCACGCCUUCAGCGACCGACCUUAGUUCAGAACCAGCAACCACCCCGACUUCCAAUGCUAGCCACGGUCUCUCAAAAGCGAGUAAAGUUGGAAUUGGCGUCGGCGUGCCACUUGGUGUACUGUUGCUAUCUUUCUUGAUAGGAGCCUUCAUAAUAUAUCGGCGGAGAAGUCGCCGGAAAGAGAUUCGCGAAAUCACUGCGACAAACCAGCCCGGGGAUGCGAUGGCGCCUCUUCCUACAUUUGGGCUUAGAGAUCCUCACCACACACGCCUGUCUCAGGCAGAGACAAUAGGCACGGUUUCGCAACUGUCAAGCGAUAAUCAGAGAACGCAAACGACGGAGAGACCGCCGAGUGAAUUAAUGGCAACAGGACGGGCAGAGUUAGCCUGA
Messenger RNA from Aspergillus versicolor CBS 583.65, 759 nucleotides. RefSeq lists its product as uncharacterized. The coding region runs from base 1 to 759 and encodes 252 amino acids. NCBI's taxonomy places the organism in Eukaryota, Fungi, Ascomycota, Eurotiomycetes, Eurotiales, Aspergillaceae. The transcript is spliced from 2 exons. The record is from RefSeq and is a predicted model, not a curated record.